Sus scrofa (pig) is the source of this 12448-nucleotide messenger RNA. It is a transcript of the gene TOX, whose product is annotated as thymocyte selection associated high mobility group box. Gene Ontology annotation, molecular function: chromatin DNA binding. NCBI's taxonomy places the organism in Eukaryota, Metazoa, Chordata, Mammalia, Artiodactyla, Suidae. Gene Ontology annotation, biological process: regulation of transcription by RNA polymerase II; leukocyte differentiation. The record is from RefSeq and is a predicted model, not a curated record. Gene Ontology annotation, cellular component: nucleus.
AAUGCCUGAUCCUUAACCCACUGGCAAGGCCAGGGAUCAAACCUGUGUCCUCAUAGAUGCUAGUCAGAUUCAUUUCCACUGAGCCAUGACAGGAACUCUGCAGCUAUUUUCUUUAUAUAUCUAACUGCAAAGUCAAAAUUAUGGCCUAAAAUGAGUAACCUCAAUUACUUAACUCAAUAAAAGUUAACAAAACCAGGAAAAAUACAAAUGUGAUCAGAUAUAAUUCUUGCCCAUGGUCACUUAGAACAUUAUAGGCUGUGUAAGACUUGUGCUGAAUGAGGAAGUGAGUUUUAGUGAUGGUUCUGUGAAAGAAAUGCAAAUGUUAGUGAAUGUUGAAUAAUAGCAUUCAGAUAUUAAGAAAAGAAAUCAUUAUCUAGUCUUUACUUUUUCCAUUAUUUUGGGAUACCAUGUAGCAGUGGGGUUUUUUUGUGCCGUUACCAAAUAGAGUGACAUUAGUAAGACAAAAGACUCUUUGAGUGUCCUUUCUUUAGAAACUGGGAAGAAAGGUGACUAAAAUAUGUGUUUCCCUUAUAAAGUUGUCUGUGAAAAUGUAUACCUCCUUGGGGACUUAGAUAUCUUUGAGGAAUACUGCUCAUUCUUCAGUCUGUGUAUUUAUUUCUAAAUUCUGCACUGCUUCAGAAAUCCUACACUUGACUCAUGCCAAUUAUUGGUUUGUCUUUUUUAAUUUUAAUUACAAAGUCUUUCAAAUCCAGUUAUUAUUAUCACUCAUGAUAAUAAUUAAAAAUCCAAUUAUUAUUAUUACACAUCUUUCAACCCCAAUAAUUAUAAUACUUAUUCUUGCAUUUCUAUUAUAAAUUAUACAGCAGUAAACAGAAUAAAAGGUCAAAACAUUCCCACUUUCUCCUUCAGUUCUACCUCCAGAAAUAAUUUCUGCUAAUAGUUUAGUGUGUACCUUUCCAUUGUUUUCACUAUUUUUAUUUAAGCAUAAACGCUGAUAGUGUUAGAGAUGCAUUUAAUAUAUACGGGGUAUUACAAAAUCUAUAAAGCGUGUAAUUUUUUACCAAAUUAGAAUUAUGCUCUGUGGUGCUGUUUUUUAGUUUGCUUAUCAUAAUUUUUCAGUAAAUAAUAAUUUGCCAUCACUUUUGAUAUUUUGAUGUUAUAAGCAACUAUUAUCUUAUUUAGUGUAACAAGCCUAUAAGGAAAUGCAAAUGAUGUGACGUUCUCUGUAGGAAACUCUAUUUUUGCCCCAGACCAAUAAAAGUUGAUCAAGUCUAUAAUUGAUUCCUCCUGAGUUAUUUUUAAAAGGUUGAAUUAUUUGGGAAAAAAUAGGAUUUCUAGGUAAGACACUCAGGUUAUCAAGUAACUCUACCAUUUAAUUAAGGCCAUAUAUGCAGAAGCAAGAAUGUAUUUUCAAGCAGACAGAUUCUCAUUGCAAGUACAACUGAGCAGCAAUGAUUCUACCUUACAGCAGAAAGAAAAGAUUUUAUGUACAUUUUCUAGACAGGUAGUCCCCCAUUUCAGGGGUGUAGAGAUAGCUGUAUGUAUUUAAUUAUUUUACCAGGCUUAAAGGGAACGUGUUUGAAGUAGUAACAGUCACAAGAGUUGGCUCAAAAGCAUUUUGAGAAAGUGAAAUAUUUCAAAAAGAGGUGAUGGACUCAGUACUUAGGCUAUGCCUCGAUAUAAUGAAGUACAUAAUAAUCAUUCAGUGAAUGUAAUUGGAGCACUCAUGACCUUUGCUUGUUUCUAUUGGGAAUUAAAAUAAGAAUAAGAUAUAGUUGGAUCAAGGACUUUAAACUUCUAGAGAUGCUUUUACCUACAUUAUUUCUUAGCAGCUGUGAUGGAGAGUGGACACUGCUGUAAAGAAAUGAAGCUCAGGUGUAAUAAAUAACAGGCAGCCCGUAAGUGAUGAAACCAGAAUUGGAAGGAGGCUAUCACCUCAGAGCCUACAUAGGAAGGACAGAAAAGUCUUGACUGCAGAGGUCUAGCAUGACCCCAUCCCGUGCCCAUACAGAAAGUGCUAAUCAGGAUUUCCUGUCGUGGUGCAGCGGUUAACGAAUCCGACUAGGAACCAUGAGGUUGCAGGUUCGAUCCCUGGCCUUGCUCAGUGGGUUAAGGGUCCGGCGUUGCCAUGAGCUGUGGUGUAGGUCGCAGAUGAGGCUUGGAUCCUGCAUUGCUGUGGCUCUGGUGUAGGCCAGUGGCUACAGCUCCGAUUCGACCCCUAGCCUGGGAACCUCCACAUGCUAUGUGAGUGGCCCUAGAAAAGGCAAUAAGACCAAAAAAAAAAAAAGAAAGUGCUAAUCAGUCUCCAACUUUUCCUGCUCAGUUCAGAGACAGCUUUAUAUUCCCCUUCUAGAUGUAGCACUCACUGGUUUUGGUCUUCACCCCCUGUUUGCCAAUUCUGUCCUGAGCUCUUUCUUUUCUACCUUGUUGCUUCUCAAGAACACACAGUUUAUGUCAGAACCACAAACAUUUCUAGUGCAGUUAUUCUGAUGUCAGCAUGGGGAGUUCAGGGUAAACAGGAUACAGUUAUUUUCCAGUAGGGCAGAGAGACACAUAUGAAGGUAAUUACAACGUAUUGUGGAAGCUGCGAAAGUAGAACAAUGCCCAGGAAGGACAAGGGGAGGCCCUGGUCUGGCCUGGACUUCAAGGAAGACUUCCUAAAGAAGAUGGUGGGAAAUGAAGGAUCCAGUAAAAAUCAGCCAGGUGAAGGGUGGGAAGAUCAAGAAACCAGCAUGCACCAAACUAGGUUGUGAGUCACCUUGAGCCUUUGGGGAGCUGCUCGAAGAUUGAUAUUGCUAGAACAAGGGGGAUUAGGCCUGGGUUUAGACUCUGAGUUAUGUUGAAGGGGUUGGCAUUUAUUUGCUGAUGUUUAUAAGAAGCCAUUUAAAGGUUUUAUUGAGGAAGUGACCUAGCAGAUGUCGACCAUAGAGAGAUUACUCAGGCUUCGGUGCAGUGACUGGGUUGGUAAAGAGGAUGGAAAGUGGGAAUGCCAAUUUGGUAUCCAUCAGACUGAUAGUUUUCCAACCUUUAAAGAGCAGCAAAAGCCUUAAAAAACAUAUACACUGAAAUUUACUAAAUAUAGGAGACAGAAAAAGAGGAACCUUAGGUCUUCUGGUAGAAACUUUGAAAACUAUUGAUCUAGAUGUAGAUGAAGGGAGAAUGAAGUGGCAGCAUUGAUCUAACAUGGCAGAGAUCAAUGGAGAGAUUUGUGAUGUGUACAAGAGGAAAAAUCAGAUGUGGAUGAUUGGUUGGGUGCCAGUGACUGAGAAAGAAAAUCAUUUCCAACAUGACAACAACAUUUAUUGAUACCAUGGACCAGGCAUGUAUGGAAGCCCUGUGCUGAACACUCUACAUGAAUUAUGUAAUUUUUAUAACAACCCUGUAAGAGAGAUGCUCCCAUUAACUUCAAUUUACAGAUGAAGAAACAGACUAAAGAAGCUAGGCAUAAAACUGAGCUAAGAGUAUUAUCAGACCUGUCUGUUUGUAUUGCCCAAGAAGAGCUUAUUGGGAGUGAAAAAUAACAGACCAGGAAUGGAAUCAUGGGGGACCCCAAGUUUUAAGUGCUAAAGAGAGGAAGAGAUUUAAAAAGAAGAAUCAGAACCAGGAUAGAGUGGUGUCACUGAUGCCAAAAGAAUAAAGAGUUCUAGGGAGUGUUUUGUCAACAACGAAUAUUAUAAUAAGAUAACGAUGGAGAAAUGGCCCAUAAAAUUUGCCUAUAUUGAAACAUUAGCAACUUGAUGAAAGUAGUUUAAACGGAGUAAUGAGUAUUGAAGUUAGAUAAUAAUGGAACUAGGAGUGAGAGAAAUUGAGGUUGUUGAGUCUGAGAGUAUGGGUGGCUCUUCUACACAUUUACCUGAGGAAAUGGAUGGAGCAGUGUUUGGGGGAGAUAGCUGGAGUGGUUAUUUUCGGAUCAGAGAAUCUUAAGUAUAUUUAUAUGGAGAAGAUAGUGUUACUGGAGAGGAUCGAGUAGUGGAGACAGUCUCAGGACUCACUGGGCCUGGAGUGGAGCUGGAAUGGCGCUGCCUUCAGCAGAAGGAAGGGCACCAAUGGUUUGAAACUGCAGGAAGCAAGAAAGGAAAAAUGCAGAAGGUAGUUGAUUUAUGCUAUGGGUCUCCAACCUGAGGAUCCUCCCACCAAUGCCCCUGGUUACUUAGUGAACAGAGCAGAGUCAUAUGCUCAGAGUGAUGAAAUGCAGUUGGUUAGCAGCUUUCAAGAGAUGAUUGAAGAAGUGGAAUGAGUGCUGUGAAAUGAGGGAGAAGGAGCCAGUCAAGACAAGAACAAGGAAUUGUGGGCAACAUUGUAGAGUCAUCUGAAAGCAGGGACUGGAGAUAUAUGAGUUUCUUCUCCAAGGAAUUCAUAACCUAGAGAAAGUUAUAUCUAACCCUCCCCAGCACCCUGGACCCCUCCUUUCUUUGGAGAUGCUUCUAUUAAUGGCGGGUGCUAUUGGCAUUCUCUGUUUUGUCUUUUCCUUCUAAAUUUCUUUAGAAAUACACAAAGGACACACAGGGUCCAUCUCUCGAUAUUAGAUGAUGGUUGGUCAUAUUCCGCAUUGUAAACAGCACAAUGGGUACAAUCAAAGAGCGCUUAGAUCUAGGUGAAACUUUAAGAAUGCAAAGCAAUUAGUAGGCUGAUAAUAAUUUUACUUCCGUUACCUACUGCAGGAUUCUCCACACUACUUGCCGGGGAACAUAAGUGUCUUGUGAAAUUAAUAGGUGCUCCAUGAGAGCAAAGUUUUCCUAGGUCAAAAAAAUUAAAACAUCAUUGUAUACAGUCUCAAGAGACUCACUAAAUGUUAGCUUAUAAAUGGCUCUGAGAAGUCCUGCUGGAUUGUCGUUUGUUUUAACUUUGUGUAACCCAGUUGAACAUGGUUAAGAAAAAAAUGAUUGCAUAUUUGGAAUAUGACUAUCAUGCGCUGAAAGCACCUGAUCAUAUCAAUGACCAGUAAAUUGGGUCUGGUGGGGACUUGAGUCUGAUGGGCCGUCAGUGGAGACUGCUGGUCAGAAAGCCUUACAUCCUCAGCGUGGAUGGCAAUAUUAGCUUAUGGUUAAUGGUUUGAGUUAAUUAAGGCUGAUGUUGCUUCCCUGAGGCUCUUACAUGCCACUAGAGUCCUUGGAAUCCCACUGCAGUCCCUGAGUCUGGGAUGUCACUUCCAAGGGGCUACUUGAGGGGCUUGUGGGAACUCUAACUGAAUGUACCCCCAGACUACUGAGGAGCUGAGAGAGGUCACUAUAAAAUCCCACAGCCAACUGAACUCGAGACAGGGCCCUGAAGUGAGGAAACACAUAACCGGAAGCCACUGAACAAUAACAUCUUGGGCACGCACACAUUACGUCCUGAGAUCCAUGUUGGGAUCUGGGCACGCAUGCUACAGCCUGGGCAAGCACGCAAGCUACGUCCUGAGGACGCACACAUUACGACUUUAGACCCAUAUUGCGACCUGGGCACGCACGCUACGUCCUCAGCAUGCACACAUUACGCCCUGAGACCCAUGUUGCAUCCUGGGCAGGCACGUACCUACGUCCUGGGCACGCGCACAUUACGUCCUGGAUCCCAUGUUGCGUCCCCGGGCACGCACGCCAAGUGGAGCUUGCGUGUUCUGUCCUGAGGGAGCAUGUUACGUUUCCUGUCAGCUUCAGGCGCUGUUGGAAAGCCUCUUGAAAAUUUGACGGUGAGAACAUGUAUAUGAGCAUGACAGAGCCGAGCCAGGACUAUGUGCCAGCCAGCCAGUCCUAUCCUGGCCCAAGCCUGGAAAGCGAAGACUUUAACAUUCCACCUAUCACUCCUCCUUCCCUCCCCGACCACUCGCUGGUGCACCUGAAUGAGGUCGAACCUGGUUACCACUCUCUGUGUCACCCAAUGAACCAUAAUGGCCUGCUACCGUUUCAUCCACAAAACAUGGACCUACCUGAAAUCACCGUCUCCAAUAUGCUGGGACAGGACGGAGCACUGCUUCCCAACCCCAUUUCUGUGAUGCAAGAUAUACGGAACCCAGAAGGAACUCAGUAUAGCUCCCAUCCUACAAUGGCAACCAUGAGACCAAGGGGCCAGCCUGCAGACAUCAGGCAGCAGGCAGGAAUGAUGCAGCACGGCCAGCUGACCACCAUCAACCAGUCCCAGCUAAGCGCUCAGCUGGGCUUGAACAUGGCAGGAAGCAAUGUCCCCCACAGCUCACCUUCUCCUCCAGGAAGCAAGUCUGCCACUCCUUCACCAUCCAGUUCUGUGCACGAAGAUGAAGGUGAUGAGACCUCUAAGAUCAAUGGUGGAGAGAAGCGACCUGCCUCUGAUAUGGGGAAAAAACCAAAAACCCCCAAAAAGAAGAAGAAGAAGGACCCUAAUGAGCCCCAGAAGCCUGUGUCUGCCUACGCAUUAUUCUUUCGUGAUACUCAGGCUGCCAUCAAGGGCCAAAAUCCAAAUGCUACCUUUGGUGAAGUCUCUAAAAUUGUGGCUUCGAUGUGGGAUGGUUUAGGAGAAGAGCAAAAACAGGUCUAUAAAAAGAAAACAGAGGCUGCAAAGAAGGAGUAUCUGAAGCAACUAGCAGCGUACAGAGCCAGCCUUGUAUCCAAGAGCUACAGCGAGCCUGUCGACGUGAAGACAUCUCAGCCUCCGCAGCUGAUCAAUUCCAAGCCACCAUCAGUGUUCCCUGGGCCCAGCCAGGCCCACUCAGCUCUGUACCUAAGCUCUCACUAUCACCAACAACCAGGAAUGAACCCCCACCUAACCGCCAUGCACCCCAGUCUCCCCAGGAGCAUAGCCCCCAAGGCCAAUAACCAAAUGCCAGUGACUGUCUCUAUAGCAAACAUGGCCGUGUCCCCUCCUCCCCCGCUCCAGAUCAGCCCGCCUCUGCACCAGCAUCUCAGCGUGCAGCAGCACCAGCCACUCAGCAUGCAGCAGCCCCUCGGGAGCCAGCUGCCCAUGCAGGUCCAGCCCGCCUUACACUCCCCCACAGUGCAGCAGGGAUUUAAUCUUCAACCUGACUACCAGACCAUAAUCAAUCCUACAUCUACAGCUGCACAAGUGGUCACCCAGGCCAUGGAGUAUGUGCGUUCUGGGUGCAGAAAUCCUCCUGCCCAGCCAGUGGACUGGAGUAACGACUACUGCAGUAGUGGGGGCAUGCAGAGGGACAAAGCACUGUACCUUACCUGAGAAUCUGAACACCUCUUCUUUCCACUGAGGAAUUCAGGGAAGUCUUUUCACCGUGGGUUACUUUGUACAGUCAAGGCAGUUCUCCAUUUUCUUAGAAAAAUGCAAGUUGCUAAGCACUUAGGACCAUUUGAGCUUGUGGGUCACCCACUCUGGAAGAAAUAGUCAUGCUUCUUUAUUAUUUUUUUAAUCCUUUAUGGACAUUGUUUUUCUUCUUCCCUGAAGGCAAUCUGGACCAUUCAGAUUUUAUGUUGGUUUUUUGCUGUGAAGUGCUGCGCUAUAGUAACUGCCUUAGCAACUGUAGAUGUCUCGGAUAAAAGUCCUGGAUUUUCCAUUGGUUUUCAUAAUGGGUGUUUAUAUAAAACUACUAAAGACUUUUUAAAUGGCUUGAUGUAGCAGUCAUAGCAAGUUUGUAAAUAGCAUCUAUGUCACACUCUCCUAGAGUAUAAAAUGUGAAUGUUUUUGUAGCUAAAUUGUGAUUUGAAACUGGCUCAUUCCAGUUUAUUGAUUUCACAAUAGGGGUUAAAUUGGCAAACAUUCAUAUUUUUACUUCAUUUUUAAAACAACUGACUAAUAGUUCUAUAUUUUCAAAAUAUUUGGAAAAAAAAAGUAUUCCCAAAUGAUUUUAAUUUAAAAACAAAUUGGCUUUGUCUCAUUGAUCAGACAAAAAGAAACUAGUAUGAAGGGAAGCGCAAACACGUUUAUUUUGUACUGCAGAAAAAUUGCUUUUUUGUAUCACUUUUUGUGUAAUGGUUAGUAAUUGUCAUUUAAGUCCUUUUAUGUAUAAAACUGCCAAAUGCUUACCUGGUAUUUUAUUAGAUGCAGAAACAGAUUGGAAACAGCUAAAUUAUAACCUUUACAUACAGCUCUGUAUUAUGGUUUCUUCAUACUGUGUCUGUAUUUAAUCUUUUUUUAUGGAAUCUGUUGCGCCUAUUUAUGAAAUAAUAAAUAUAGGUGUUUGUAAGUAAAUUUGUUAGUAUUUGAAAGAGAUUUCUUUGAUGUUUUAAUUUUUGCUGGCAAAAAAAAAAAUUCACGCUUGGUGUGAAUACUUUAAUAUUUAGUUUUUACAGUGACUAAAGCCAAACCUACUUUUCAUUUUAGCAGCAAAUUAAAGUCAGCAACCCUUAUUUCUACAACUUAACGCAGACGAAAACCUGUGAUAUUUAAGAACUUUCUUUCUUCGUACAAUAGAGCAGAGAAUUGCCCUAAAAGUUGCACAGGCUCCAAGACUAAACAGAUGGGUGCUCCAUCGGAAAGAAAAAGGCGGCUUCUUGGUUCUCAGCUGGUUUCAGUCAAUUCUGUAAAGUCCCUCCCCCCCAAAGAAAAAUUUAAAGUCAAGUCAAUCAAAAUUCCUCAGGCUGCACGCUUUUCACAAAACGCAGAAAACAUUUAGGAAUUAAUUAAACCAGGGGUGGGAGGAAGAGAAGGGGAAGUGAACUGUCAAGGGUGUUUCUGAAAUGAAAGGUGAGUAACCAGACAGCAAAGAAGGAGGGGAAGAAUCCCCCAUUGACAAGCUGUUGAUAGAAAUCGAGGUUCAUGCUGUCCUCUCUGCCUCUACAAACUACUCUCUUUCCAGAAUUCCUAGGUCUCCAAGAGAAUUCUGAUGGUACUAGAGAUUUGCUAAAGAACCAAAACAUUGAUUAUCUGGCUGAAGGUAGGCAUAGCUUUUACAUCAAAAAGAGCAGAUCACUUCCUUACAGGGAGUUAUAUCAGAAAGCUAGCCUGGUUGGAAAUCAGAGAAUGGCUGAUGUCUCUUUCAUGGAAUGUGUGAAAUAAGCUUAGCAAUUUAACUAAAUACAAAUAUAUGCAUUGUAUAAUCCAGUCAGAAUUAAAAAGACAAAAGGUAUGCUUGCUUUGGAAUGAUUUUAGGCAUUGUACAACCUUGAAUCAGUUAAGCAUGUAAUAACUAAUAAAUAAUGCAGAUCCGAUGUGAUUAUUAAAAUGACUGUAGCUGAGAGCUCUAAUUUUCCUGUCUUGAAACUGUAUAAGAACUCAUGUGAUUAAGUUCACAGUUUAUUGUUUGUCUGUUUAGUAUUUUAGAAAUAUACCAGCACUACUAAUUACCUAAUGUCUUUUAUUUAUUAUAUUAUGAUAAAGUACCAUUUUCACUUGUGUUAAGUCUAAAUGGAGAAGGUAAUUACUGGGAUGAGAACAGCCAGCUUUGACUUUGACAGGUGGGUUGUACAGGAAAGUACAAUGUUGUUUACAGUUUUUCUAGAGCAGGUGUGCAACCAGGGUAGGGAGAGUGUUGAAACUUGAUACCAAAAACAGUUUAAAAAAAAAAUAAAUGUAAAUAAAAGAAAAUACAUCGUAAACAAAAAUUCUCACCAUGUGCAACCGUGUUCUAUUUGGAUAUCCAUCCGUCUCUGAAAGACAGACCCAGCGAGAUGAGCGAUCCCAAAUAAAUUUCCCGGCAGAAGUGAUCUGGCACAGAAGGGGUGAACGGCUACCCCAGCCACUGGCCUUCCUUCCCGGAAAAACUGAGAAUGCCCUCUGGCAGGUGUUACUAGAGAAAUCCUCCACUUGUAAGGAAGCCAGAAUCCAGCCUGGGCCCGCAGCUCGUCGCUUGUAACGCUAAGGAACGGCCACGGUGUAGCAAGUUCCCCGCUGAGUAGCCCUGGGCAGGAUUCUGAGCCCUCCGACAAAGGCAUUCUGGGAGAUUCGGCAACAAUACCGAGCAUGGAAUAUCUUUCCCGACACACCAAAAUCAAAAUUAUAACUUAUUAGAAAAGAAAAAGGAAAAACCACAUGACAGCGGCUAGGAGAAGGUUGAGUUCUCUCUCCAGCAUAUGCAAGAACGUAUCAUAUUCAAAAUCCCAAAUUCCCAUUCUAAUGUGAAUGAGUUGACAAUAGAAAAUCAGUCAAAUAAUGACUUCGAGUUAAUCAAAUUGGCGCAUAUAGCCAAGGAUGAAGACUGGUCUCUGUGAUGUUUUCCCCUUGUUGCCUUAAAGGGCAGGAACUCCUUCUGAAUGAGACAUGAGUCCUCCAUCAGCGGUCAUGGCAGCAAAGAACUGUGUGUCCUGACUCACAUUCAUUACUAAGACUUUUUUUUAAUCUUUUUUUCUGGAGCCACACCCGCGUCACAUGGAAGUUCCCAGGCUUAGGGGUUGAAUCUGAGCUAUGCUGCUGGCCUACACCACAGCCAUGGCAACUCUGAUCCUUAACCCACGGAGCGAGGUCAGGGCUUGGACCUGCGUCCUCAUGGAUACCACUGAGCCACAACAGGAAUGCCAAGAAAUUUUUUAAAUGUAUAAAUUCAGAAUUAAAGUAAGCACAUCAACAGCCAAUUUAUCUUUCCUGUGGACUUCUUGCCUUUUGCAAAAGACGUCCCACACGUUUGAAAGGUAAUUCAAUUGAGCCGUCGGAAAUUGCCUAUCUAGGACCCUUUUACCUACAAAAAUGGCAAGUUUAUAUGGUUCCACCUAAUAUGGAACAGUGAGACAUUGAGAUUUGGGCCAGAGCAUCAAUGUAAUUUCAAAUGGAAUUAGAAGUUCUUUACAAAGCCCGAAGAGAAAACACUCAAGGAAGUAAUCAGCUAUGUUUGUUUACAAGGUACCUCACUUCCAAUCAGUUCCAGAAAGCUACAUUCUGUUAAACAGAGGGUAUUUUAAAUUACCAAAAUCCAGGAAACCCCAAUAAACAUCCUAUUUCUUUGUCAUAGAAAAACAAAAUGUAUGUGGAGGAGUUCCCAUAGUGGGACAGCAGAAGCGAAUCCAACAAAGAACCACGAGGUUGCGGUUCCAUCCCCGGCCUCGCUCAGUGGGUUAAGGAUCCAGCAUUGCCGUCAGCUGUGGUGUAGGUCGAAGACACAGCUCUGAUCUGGCGUGGCUGUGGCUGUGGUGUAGGCCAGCAGCUGGACCCCUAGCCUGGGAACCUCCAUAUGCUGCAGGUUUGACCUUAAAAAGCAAAAAAAAAAAAAAAGAAUUAUGUGGAAAUUUUUAAUAAACAGAUUAUCUGCUGAAACAUGAAAGUUUUUGUUGCACAUAGACAGUCUCUUAAUGUUUAUUUGUUGAGGGGGAUUUGAUCUGCAUUUCCUUAUUCCAUUCAUAACUCCUGUUUUAAGGUAACUAUAGACACACAGAGAAAUUCUCCUCUUUUGCUGAUCAUUGAACACUGAAAUAAUGGCAAGGCAAGAACUCACAUCGUAAGUUUAACCCCCAACAUUUACUACCCUGAAUCACCUAUUGGAUGAAUUUAUGUGGGGUCACCCAACAGUACAAAUCUGUUUCCGUAAAGCAGAAUAAUUUCUUUACCUCCAAAGCAACUUGGAAUGUCACAGCAUAUAGUAGGUGCAUAAUAAAUGCAUUGAUCUGUAGAAUAUCAUAUUCAUAUCAACAGCAAUUCUGUGAUGCUUUUUUGUUCAUUCAAAAGCUCUUUAAACAUCAAAGGCAAUUAAAUAUUGCAGACAACCAUUGGGAGGUGAAGAAGAAUGGAAAUGUUUCAUGAAGAAACCUAAGAUUACAGAAAGACUAAAAGAAAGAAUUUCAGAAUGAGUUAUGCCGGAUUCUUUUGGGCUACAUAAUUGAACAAGAGUUUCUAGUUACAAAAGUAAAAGAUGGAACAUACACUAGUCACAUUGAGCAAAUGAGAAGCCAAGGAGAAAAAAGGUGUCAGACAAGUAGGAGUGUUGAGCGCGGAGAGAAAUUUCAGGAGCCAAGUUUAUAGAAGGCUAAAUUAAAACAUUGAUGAACAGGAUGCUGGGUUGUUUUUCUAAUUACCAAGUGCCAGUAUGACUUGAUGAAACAAAUAAAAGGCCCUAUGUCCCGGGCUCUACUUCAAUGACACCAGGAUAAAGAGAAAUGGGCCUUUUUUAAAUGAUGCUCAAUGGAGGAUUUCUAGGUGUAUUUGGAGCCGGGUCCCAACGUGGAAGCGCCUUCUCUAACAGACGAGCUUCCAAAUCCCUACGUAAGACUAUUGCUGGUAGAAAGGGCAGGGGGGGUCGUCUGACCUCAGGGUCUCAAAGGAGGAAGGGGGGGAAUGGCCGGAGGGGUGAGCACCUUCCCAACACAUGUUCCGAAACACCUGUGUCCACAGAGACGUGAGACUCUGUUUUCUCUUUUCUUACUCAGCCAUCAUCUUGUCCUUUGUAUCCAGAAUCAGAUUACAUUGUAGAAGAUAGAAGGUGAAGAUGAAGUUCUUGCUCCAGGACCUGGGGACCACCUGGUAGAUGACCUGGUAGAUGUCAACACUGGUCUGAGUCCUGCCUUAUUAGCAGAAGGCACCAGCACGCAUCCACAACAGUCGUCAUCUCACAUUUUAUUAACAGCUUGCUAGCAAAGACGUUUGAAAGUGAAAUUUCAUUCGCACUGACAUGAGGCCAGGAAAAAAAAAAAAAAAAAAAAAAAAA